AUGAGCCGCAGGCGCUGGCACGGCUGCCCCGGGCCGGCCGCAGGGCUGCCGCGCAGCGAGGCCCCCGGGAGAGCACAGAAGACCGUGCGGAGGCCAGAGGGCCGGGCCGAGGAGGCUGGGAAACAAGGCGAGCGGCGGGGGAGGGGCUCACCGCUCAGCGCGGCCUGCACACCUCACCCGUGGACAGGGCCCGGCAGCGGCGCACUGGCCCUCCUCCCCACCUGCCUCGCCCUGGCCUUCUCCCUCACGGCCCUGGGCAGCAGCUGCUGGUGUGAGGGGACCCCGAGGGUGGUUCCAUGUCGGGAACGCUCGGGAGAGCUGCACUGCAUUCAUUUCAGCGGGAGCAGCAGCAACAGCAGAAGGGACAACGAGAGCCAGGCUGUCCAGUACCUUUGGGGGAUGGGGGACGGCAAGUUCAUCCGGUGCAGGUUCCACAAGGAGAGCCCCGGGGACAGCGCAGGUGAAAAGUGCAGGAGUUUCCAGAGUAUAAUACCAGCUGAAGAACAAGGUGUUUUGCGGCUGUCCAUCGGGGCCGAGGUCCUGAAUAUCCUCCUGACGUUGAUAGGUGCCAUCCUUCCGGGCUCCAGACUGAGUUACGGCUCCUCUGGGCUCCCCUGAUUCCACGUGGAUGCCGCUGUGGCCGUCCUCACGGUGCCCCAGCGUCACUGCAGCAGGCAUGCCACCCACAGCCUGCCCAGAGCCAGCCACGAGGCUUCGAAGGGCACUCAGCACCCUCAACACAGCUUCCCGGAACCAGAGGCCUCGGAGGCUGUUUGGGAAACAGAAGCUGCUCGCAGCCUUGCGGGGCAUGCCCUGGUGGGUCUCUCUGAGCACCUGCCACCAGGUGCCCCAGUCAAGGCGUCCGUGUGCUAG
Molecule: messenger RNA, 873 nt
Organism: Pteronotus mesoamericanus
Lineage: Eukaryota; Metazoa; Chordata; Mammalia; Chiroptera; Mormoopidae
Gene: GSG1L2
Product: GSG1 like 2
Source: RefSeq, a predicted model, not a curated record